Carassius gibelio (silver crucian carp) is the source of this 1316-nucleotide messenger RNA. Its product is annotated as alanine--glyoxylate aminotransferase. The record is from RefSeq and is a predicted model, not a curated record. The transcript has 10 exons. Lineage: Eukaryota; Metazoa; Chordata; Actinopteri; Cypriniformes; Cyprinidae. Gene Ontology annotation, cellular component: peroxisome. Gene Ontology annotation, molecular function: L-alanine:glyoxylate transaminase activity; L-serine:pyruvate transaminase activity. The coding region runs from base 1 to 1272 and encodes 423 amino acids.
AUGUCCUCUCUGUCCGUUCUUCCACCGAAAUGUCUGCUACAGCCUUUCCCUAUCCCCCAGCGACUUUUGCUUGGGCCAGGACCGUCCAAUGUGCCCGCUCGGAUCACAGCAGCAGGAGCACAGCCCAUCCUGGGCCACCUGCACGCAGAAACCAUCGAGAUUAUGGAUCAGAUCAAGAGUGGCAUUCAGUAUGCGUUUCAGACCCAAAACCGAGUGACUCUGGCAGUGAGUGGACCGGGUCACGCCGCUAUGGAGUGUGCCAUCUUUAACUCUCUGGAGCCCAGAGAGAGCGUCCUCAUAGCAGUCAAUGGCAUAUGGGGGGAAAGGGCUGCAGAGAUCGCUGAGAGGAUAGGUACUGAUUCUGUUUUUACUAGAAAGCCUGCAACUAAGAGUAAUAAAAAGGUGAUCCGGAACAUCAUUCAUUCAUGUAUGGAACACUGUUCAACAGGCGCCAAGGUGAACACAGUUGUAACCUCUGCUGGUGGGUACUUUACAAAUGAGGAAAUUGAGCAGGCAUUAGAUAAAUACAGGCCAGUGGUGUUCUUCCUCACACAUGGAGAAUCCUCCACAGGAGUGGUCCACCCCAUAGACGGCAUAGGUGAACUUUGCCACAAGUACAACUGUUUAUUUCUGGUUGAUUCAGUAGCUGCAUUGGGAGGUACUCCUAUCUGCAUGGAUGAACAAGGUAUUGAUAUUAUGUAUACUGGCUCUCAGAAGGUACUGAACGCACCUCCAGGAACUGCACCAAUCUCCUUCAGUGAGAGAGCAUGCCACAAAAUAUUUAACAGGAGGACAAAACCAAUCUCUUACUUCUUGGAUCUGAACUGGUUGGCAAAUUACUGGGGUUGUGACGACAAGCCCGUACGCGCUUAUCACCACACUGGACCUGUAUCUUCUUUCUAUGGUCUGCGUGAGAGUCUGGCCAUACUCGCAGAGACUGGUCUUGAAAACUCUUGGAAACGACACAAAGAGGUUGCAGAGUACUUCCAUAAAGGCUUAGAAGAAAUGGGCCUAAAACUGUUUGUGCAGGAUAAGAAAGCCCGACUGCCAACAGUGACCACAAUAGUAGCUCCCCCAGGAUAUGACUGGCGCGAAAUCACAGGGUAUAUCAUGAAGACCUAUAACACAGAAAUCUCUGGGGGUCUUGGACCAUCUGCUGGGAUGGUUUUGCGUGUGGGAUUGAUGGGAUGUAACAGCAGCAAGGCCAAUGUGGACAAGGUGUUGGAGGCCUUGGCUGAUGCUCUAAAACACUGUCAUAAGAGCAGAGUCUGACGGCAUGACCCGCCAUCAAUAAAACGUCCAGCAUUUGAACCCUA